UCCCCGGCGGCGGCAGCCCGCGCCCGCCCGAGCCGCGCUCCGCCCAGGAGCAGUGGGGAGCAGGAUGGUGCCGGACGCCGUGGCCCUGCUGGUGGUGGUGGUGAUGAUGGUCGGCCUUCGCUCGGCGGCGGGAGGAGGUGCGGCAGGCUACGCCCAAGUGAAGUACAUGCAGCCCAUGGUGAAGGGACCCCUGGGACCCCCCUUCCGCGAAGGCAAAGGGCAGUACCUGGACAUGCCGCCGCUGCUGCCGAUGGACCUCAAAGGGGAGCCAGGACCGCCAGGGAAGCCCGGCCCGCGCGGACCCCCCGGACCCCCCGGCUACCCAGGAAAGCCGGGCACGGGGAAGCCGGGAAUGCACGGCCAGCCUGGGCCCGCUGGGCCCCCCGGCUUCUCGGGCAUUGGGAAACCCGGCAUCCCAGGACUCCCCGGAAAGGCGGGUAUGAAAGGGAUGCCCGGAGCCAAGGGCGAGCCCGGCAUGCGAGGGGAGCAAGGGCCGAGAGGACUGCCCGGCCCCCCAGGGCUGCCGGGGCCAGCUGGCAUCUCGGUCAACGGGAAGCCGGGCCCCCAGGGCGGCCCCGGCUUGCCCGGUUUUCGGGGCGAGCCUGGCCCAAAAGGAGAGCCGGGUCCCCGCGGAGAGCGAGGGAUGAAGGGUGAAAACGGCGUGGGGAAGCCAGGGUUACCGGGGCCCCGGGGGAACGGGGGUCCUCCCGGCCCCGCGGGGCCCCCAGGGCCCGUCGGCGUUGGAAAACCCGGCCUCGACGGCCUGCCGGGUGCGCCGGGGGAGAAGGGCGACAUGGGCCCUCCUGGCGGGCCUGGCGUCAACGGGGAGCCCGGCCCCGUGGGGCCCCGGGGCCCCCCCGGCAUCGACGGGAUCGGUGUCCCAGGCGCCGCGGGGGUCCCGGGGAUACAGGGCCCCAUGGGACCGAAGGGGGAACCCGGGAUCCGCGGCCUCCCCGGUUUGCCGGGCCCGACGGGCUACGGGAAGCCGGGCUUGCCCGGCCUAAAAGGAGACCGCGGGCAGCCCGGGGUGCCGGGAGCCAUCGGCGAUAAGGGGGAACCCGGCGUUGACGGGGAGCCGGGGGAGCCGGGCCCUGCCGGCAUCAUCGGGCCGCCGGGCCCGCCGGGGUCCAUGGGGCUGCCGGGCAAGCACGGGCUGCCCGGCUCCAAAGGGGACGUGGGGCCAAGCGGGCCCCCGGGAAUGCCGGGGAUGCGUGGCGACCAGGGACCGAACGGCUUCGCAGGGAAGCCCGGGGUGCCGGGAGAAAGGGGCCUGCCCGGGUCACUGGGACCCCCCGGCCCAACGGGCCCCAAAGGAGAACCAGGGUUCAUCGGCCUCCCGGGGGUGCCAGGAUUAACGGGCGGCCCCGGCCCGAAAGGCGACGGCGGGAUCCCGGGGCAGCCGGGGCUGAGGGGCCCCUCCGGCAUCCCGGGCUUGCAAGGACCCGCGGGUCCCAUGGGGCCGCAGGGGUUACCGGGGCUGAAAGGGGAGCCCGGGCUCCCCGGGGUUCCCGGUGAGGGGAAGACCGGCGAGCCCGGCAUGGCCGGACCCAUCGGCCCCCCGGGAAUGCCGGGAACGCCAGGGCUGAACGGGCCGCCCGGCCCGCCGGGGCCGCCGGGGCCGCCGGGAGCGCCUGGGGUGUUCGACGAGACGGGCAUCGCGGGGCUGCACCUGCCGGACGGAGGCGUGGAGGGGGCCGUGCUGGGGAACGGCAAGCCGGGGAAGCCGCAGUACGGCCGAGGAGAGCUCUCCGCCCGGAUCGCACCAGCCUUCACCGCCAUCCUCACCUCCCCUUUCCCGGCAUCGGGCAUGCCGGUCAAGUUUGACAGGACUUUGUAUAACGGGCACAAUGGCUACAACCCGGUCACCGGGAUAUUCACCUGCCCCGUAUCCGGCAUUUACUACUUUGCCUACCACGUGCAUGUCAAAGGGACUAACGUUUGGGUGGCACUUUAUAAGAACAACGUGCCCGCCACCUACACCUACGACGAGUACAAAAAGGGCUACCUGGACCAGGCCUCAGGCAGCGCCGUGCUUGAACUCAAGGAGAACGACCAAGUCUGGGUACAAAUGCCCUCGGACCAGGCCAACGGGUUGUACUCCACGGAAUACAUCCACUCCUCCUUCUCCGGGUUCUUGCUUUGCCCCACAUAACGGCUGUUGGGCACGUUUCCUUUUCACCCACUUUAGCCAUAAACUGUCUUUUUUUUUUGAUAAAAAAGUUUUUUAAAAUUAAUACAAAAAAGAAAAAUCACUGGGAAGAACGCGCAAGCCAUUGUCGCGGGACCUUGCUUCACGCUGUUUGAUCCAUGAGUCAAGAGGGUAAUCGGAAAGGAGACACCUAUCUUUCUUUCUUUCUUUUUUGGGGAGGGAGAAUGGAGGGAGGGGAGUGACUUCCUCAGCAAAGCAUAUUUGGAAUAAAUUUUACCCUAGUGACUGUACAUCAAACACAGGAACACGCUUGGGAUGGCAAGGAUCUGGCUCUGCAGUAAACUGCUCUGUGAUCCAGAGAGGGUCUUCUGGAAGACCAGACCCUUCUGGUCUGUAAUCAAGUGCCCUUGUUUCCCAUUUUGAGUACUAGUUAAAUAAAUACAGCUGUUGUAAUGGAUGGUGUAUUUGCUAACCAGCACAGGGGUCCUAGGCACUUAACGCAAACCCAUACAGCAGCAGAGAUCCAUGAUGGAUUGAGAAAUUUCCUUCCCAAACCAUCAGACGCCCAAGUUCCAGUCUCACUGAUGCCUAUUUUUUCAGGCUGUGCUUUGAGGCAGUCUCUCUGAUUCGCUCCGAAUUCAGUGUGGUUGGAUUUAUAAUCAUAAAAAGUGGAACACUUUGCAUAAGCACCUUCUUAUAUGAAGUAAAUAUUAUUUUUAACCCUCCUUGCCCAGCACCAUUAGGAAUAAAAACAUCCAAGCAUUGGUAUCUGGGAGGAUGACAGAUGACCUAUUCCAAAGCCGCUGAGGGAAGCUGGGACCCCUGUGAUGAACAACGAUCCUCUCUUGUGGGCUAAUUCAUCUACUGGCAAGUCCAAGGGCUAGUUCUGUCCUGUCUGUUUCUUUGCAGCCCAAAGACUUGCUUGGCCUCAUGAGCAUCUUGUUCCUUGACAACACAAGGAUGGCACUGCAAGCCCGGCUUACGGUGCUUCUAGCCUGGUUUGAUAGAAGGUUUAGUUAUGCUUUCUUGAAAGUGCCACUUAUGGACAACUUGCUUUUACUGCCUCACUAUUUUGGGAUGUGUAAACUUUUGCAUUGGUAUCCCCCCUUUCCCUGGGGACCUUUUAAUUAAGAAAAAAUAGUGUUCGUUCUAACCUUCCAUUCAGUCAUUUUACAACGGUGCUAUUAUCUACUUAACAAUGUUAUGACAAGUCUAGUGCAAUAUAUACCUGUAAAAGUGCACCAUUUCAGGUGCCAAUCUGUGACUUAGGUUUAAAAAAAAAAAAAAAAAAAAAAAAAAAUCACAUUUGUCUGUUGUUACCACUUUGUCUCACUAAUGCUUGAAAUGUUACCGACCUGAAUAUGAGCUACAAGGUUCUGGGAAAGGUAUGCGCGGAUACUGACCACUUGGCUGCUCUGUCCUUUGCUAAAGGGAGCGACUGAACCCUGUUGCUUUGCAGAUUUUCUCAUGGUAGAAUAGUCAUUGCCACUUGCACUUACAGUAAAGCGAUUCUUCUCAUCCCAGGCAAGUAGCACGCUGCUGAAGUUAAUCCAGAUGCGGUUACACUGCAUGUCCCUCCGCAAAGGCACAUCCCUGAGAAAACAGCAACAAUUUGGUUACCAGCUGAGCAACUAUUACCCUUAAAUUUUCCUAAAGCCUGUUCUGUGGCCAAAGAAAAGAAAUGUAGCAAGAAUGGGACUUGGGAUUGUUCUCCAGGUGGACUGUUCAAGAUAUUUAAACAAAUUUUCUGUUUUGUUUGUUUGUUUGUAUUUCUCCUUAAGCCUGUCCCAUGUUUCCGCCUCUUGCCAUCCAAGGGCUUCCUUUUAAGAGCACACCUAUCCCUGAAAUUAAGAAACACAAAAAGAAAACUUACAGUCAGAAGGCCAGUGCUUCAGCUACUGCCCUGCUGGGGCUGGCGCUGGCCUGUCGCCCUCCCCAGGAUUUUAUUCCACAUAAAGCUGCAAGUUUCAUGUAAAGAUGAAACCUUCUCAAGCUGAAAGGCUGUCCCAGCGUCCGAUCCCACUGGAGGUUUUUAACUCCUGAAGGCAGGGGGGUGCCCGGACCAUUCGGGUUUUGAUCGUAACAGGUUACUUCCCAGCAGGAACAGGAGCCAUACAAAAAAGAGUCCCUAAAAUUAAAAGUGGAAGCUCAGAUGCUUGCUUUAAGCCCAGGCCUGGUAGGGGAGGGUGCUAGGAUGGGGCCUGUGUCUCCUUUAUUGAAGCGUCUUUCCUGUGGAGAACAGCAAGGAACUCGAGCUGGUGCCAGCAGCGGGGUCUGGCUCCCACCGCGCGGCACUGCCGGCGGCGCGUGCACACUACCUGCAGCAGGGCCCGGAGCUUCUCGCGCCCCAGCCACGCGCUGGGUUGGAAGCUCCAUCCUGUUACUCAGCAAAGUGACUUAUUUAUACUGUGUCCUAACCUACAUUCCAUCUCUUUUUGUUCUGUUUUGUUUUAUUCAAAACUUCUUGUUCUAGCUGGCAAAAAGCAAUGACAAAAAUACUCACUAUAACCACACCGAGAUAGUAACUCGUUCAGUGCUGUAGAUAUUGUUUUGCAAUUUCACUUUCCCUUCAUGUGCAGAGCAUAAACCAUAAUCAACCUUCCGCAGCUAUAUAACCUGUUACACUUACACAGUAAUUGCAAGGCAAAGAUAUUACACGCACAUAGAGUUAGGCUAGAAAAAACGAUGCACAGGAUGAGGGAGGCUGUUCACUAAACCGGACACUGUCAGGAAGAAUUUUUUUUCUGGAGUACUGAGUACGUGAUAUUCGCCAGCAGAAAGGAUUAUUUUCUGUCGUGUGUGUGAGCGCAUGGGAUUUUGGUUUCAAUCACAAUAAUAAAAAAGGUUGGGUUGGAUGAAGUAUGUCUAUUUUUAAUUAUGAAAACUGCAUUACGAUGUGCAUUUUUAUAUACAAAUUCUUACUAUUUUUUUUAAAUUUGCCUCUAGUAUCUUCAUUUCUAACCUAGUAUAUAGAGGUUUUUAGUUUUGUAAAUACUUAUUACAUGCACUGUCUGUCAUAGUAAAAGUUGGUUUAAAAUGCACUCUUCUUGUGAUCAGAAACUGGCCUUCUCUUCAGAACUAAAACUACAGUACUUGAUUGUAUUGACAAAACAUCAAUAAAACUUAUUGUAUAAAA
Messenger RNA from Aquila chrysaetos chrysaetos, 5285 nucleotides. It is a transcript of the gene COL8A2, whose product is annotated as collagen type VIII alpha 2 chain. The record is from RefSeq and is a predicted model, not a curated record. NCBI's taxonomy places the organism in Eukaryota, Metazoa, Chordata, Aves, Accipitriformes, Accipitridae. Gene Ontology annotation, molecular function: protein binding. The coding region runs from base 65 to 2152 and encodes 695 amino acids. The transcript has 3 exons.